AGAGAAAGAGAGAGAAGAGCGAGAGAGCGAGAGAGAGACGGCGCACACUCUCUCUUUUGCUGCUACAACGGAUCCUUUCCACAUCGACGCUACUGUUAACGUCACGCCUGUAAGCCGCGUUUGCCCAGCGCUUGCCUUUGCUGCCUUGCUCCUCUCCCCAGUUGGACGCUGCAUUACCGAGGGGGUGCUGAUCACCACGAGAAGAGGAGGGGGAAAAAAAAAGAACUGGAAACAAGAAGAAAAAAGAAACAAGCCGGAGAGAGGACGGAGAAACUGUGCACCACCCCUCCUCCCUCUAACCCACCUCGAUCAACCCAGCUACAAUACCCCCAUUCCUCCCAGCACCCCCUUCCAUCCCCCACCCCACUCCCCCUCUGAAGAAAUUGACGGAUUAUUGGGAAGUGCACGGGAGGCAGGCUGCAGCUGCUGCUGUGUGUGCUCGCUACUGCUGCUGUGUGCUUCGCAGGGAUGGUGUGUGUGCGUUUGCAAUUGCUGCUGUCGCCACCGCGGCUGCCGAGGCUGGAGCGUGUGGCUAGUUAAGAGGAGGAAGAAGCUAAUGAAGGCAGUGUGUGUCACCUAGCCUUUUCAACCCCUGCCAAGAGCUCCUGGAGGAAAGAAAGAAAAUUAAGAAAAAUCAAGAGGACACGACGCCACAUUGAGAGAGCAAGCAAGGAGAAGAGUGCAAGAGAGGGAGAAGGGUUGUCAGACUGACCAACCGACCAACUGAUUGACUACUAAAAAGUGAACAGAGGAAUACAGAGAGGAGGGGGUCUGUUUUUCUUUUUUGUCACGGCUUGUCAGCCUCCUCUCCUAACCACUGCAAACAAAAGGCAAAGAACAUUGGAAAAGGACUGUGGAAUUUUCAUUCAAUCUUCUCCAAUCCCACCCCCACCUACCUCGCUCCUUUUUCAUUUCUGCCGUGGGUUUUUGUGCACAAAAAAUAGUGCAUGUGUGUUUCUAUGGUUGCCCGUACUAUGGAGACUUGGGUAAGGUGUCUAGCAGGGGGAUCAACUGUCGGAUUCCAAGGACAAGCAAGAGAAGAGGAGCCGACAGCAAGAAGCGAGCAAGGGAGCACUGCUGCUUUGGGAGCCUGACUGGAUUCAUAUCUACAGUCGUUUCUUUCUCUUUUUUUCCUCUUUUUUUUCUUUUUUAAAUCAGCACGGAAAGGGAGAAAAACACUCACAAAGGGCCUUCGAACCUUUCUCUAUGGAUGUAUGGAUUUACAAAAGGGCUCAUCUUGGUUAAGCUCUUUGGCAUUGAUACCUGUUCUGACAGGGCAAGUAUAAAAAGGUUUUCUUUGCUGCUCUUGGAUAUAAAUACAUCUGAUGCGAAUACCACAGCUCUUUCUGAUUGCAAAAAGGAGGGAAGCUAUAUAUCUCAGUUCAAGGACCUGUAAUAAUAACUUGAGGUAGGUGUCUAGUGUUUCAACCCCUCUUUGCAUCAAUUUGUAACACCCUAUCCUCCCCUCUGUCUUGUAAUACGAUUUUUGGUUGCUUAAUUUAUCAUCAUGUCCUUUUCAUACACAUGUUUAAGAAAAGCCAGCCCUCUCCACCCUCCCCUCUCUUUCUGCCCCUGAAUACAGUUCAUGGAAAUAAAAGCACUACUUAACUGAGGAUAGGUGAAGUCCUCUUGCGCCUUAGCAAGCACCCAAACCCGUGCUCUCCCCUUGUCAUCUGCAGUUUCCUUAACCUCUUUACCCUGGUCCCCCUUAACACUACCACCAACCAACCAGCAACUUCCCCCGUCCCCAGACCCCCAAACACCAGCCCCAAACACCCCAAUCCUCCCCCCCAGAUGAUGCUGAAUUAUGAACGUGCCACAUCAUGAGUCUCCUGGGGCGGGUAGCUGUGCAUCGUGCCAGGAAAGCCGCCCUGCUCUGUGUAGUCUUCCUGAUGGCGCGAGCGUGGAGCAGCGCCUCCCUGGCCUUGGCGGGGGCGGCGGUGUCUCAAGGACCCCAGGGCUGUCCACCGCAGUGUUCCUGCAGUAAUCAGCAGGGGAAAGUGGUGUGCACACGACGUGGCCUCACCCGUGUGCCCCCUGGGAUUCCUGCCAACACGCGACACCUCAAUCUAAUGGAAAACGCCAUUGAGGCGGUGCAGGCUGACUCCUUCCGCCAUCUGCACCACCUUGAGGUGCUCCAGCUUGGGCGAAAUGCCAUACGGCAGAUUGAGGUGGGCGCGUUUAAUGGACUUACCAGCCUCAACACAUUGGAGCUGUUUGACAACAGGUUGACGGUGGUACCCAGUGGGGCCUUUGAGUACCUCUCUAAACUAAGAGAACUGUGGCUGAGGAACAACCCCAUUGAGAGUAUUCCCUCCUAUGCCUUCAACCGGGUGCCCUCACUUAUGCGACUGGACCUGGGAGAGUUAAGGAAACUGGAGUACAUCUCAGAAGGAGCUUUUGAGGGCCUACAAAACCUCAAGUACCUCAACCUGGGAAUGUGUAACAUAAGGGGUGAUAUGCCAAACCUGAGUCCCCUCAAGGGCCUGGAAGAACUGGAGAUCUCUGAAAAUCACUUCCCAGAGAUAAAGCCAGGCUCCUUCAAAGGUCUACGUGCUCUAAAAAAGCUAUGGGUAAUGAACUCACAAAUAACAGUGAUAGAGCGCAAUGCUUUCGAUGACCUAACUUCAUUGGUGGAGCUUAAUCUUGCCCAUAACAAUCUGAGCGCUGUGCCACAUGAUUUGUUCUCCCCGCUCAGGUACCUGGUGGAGCUCCACCUUCACCAUAACCCAUGGAACUGUGGCUGUGAGGCUGUAUGGUUAGCACGCUGGCUAAGGGAGUACAUCCCUACAAACUCAACUUGCUGUGGACGAUGUCACUCACCUGCCACCAUGAGAGGUCGACAGCUGGUUGAGGUGGACCGAGGUGAGGGCGCUGCAGUCCAGUGUUCGGCACCAUUCAUUGCUGAUGCACCAAGGGACAUAAACAUCUCAGCAGGGCGAGUGGCUGAGCUUCGCUGCCGCACAGCCCUUAUGUCUUCAGUGCGUUGGCUUCUACCCAAUGGGACUAUUCUGACACAUGCCUCUGGCCACCCGAGAAUAUCAGUUCUAAAUGAUGGUACCCUUAACUUCUCCAAUGUCCUGGCAGCAGACACGGGCACUUACACCUGCAUGGUGUCCAAUGCAGCUGGGAACUCCAAUGCCUCGGCCUACCUCAAUGUGAGUGCAGCUGAGCUUAACACAUCCAACCUGAGUUACUUUACCACAGUGACUGUGGAGGUCUUGGGGCCAACCACUGAGAUGCCCAAACCUAAAACUACCACAACCACAGCUGCAGCUGCAGGUGCUGGGGUUGCUGGAGGAGGAGGAGUAGGCCUAGGGACAACAACUACAACUGCCUCUCCAUCCGUCUUUCAGCCAGUCUUCAUCUCCACACCAACUGUGCUGCUGCAAAACACUGACAGUCCACCAGGCGCAGCUAAGCCAUCUGUGUUGCCAGGAUUGAAAGGUGCCACUGGAAAGCCAGGCAAGUCUGGCCCUAGCCUGGAUGAAGUCAUGAAGACCACUAAAAUCAUAAUAGGCUGCUUUGUGGCAGUGACACUGCUGGCUGCUGUCAUGCUCAUCGCCUUCUACAAAUUGAGAAAGCGUCACCAGCAGAGGAGCACAGUGGCAGCUGCUCGCACGGUAGAGAUUAUCCAGGUGGAUGAGGAGGACCUUCCACCACCAGCAUCUGCAGCCCAAGAGUCCGGUCUCACACUACCUGAAAUCCGGGACCAUAACAGCAUAAACAAACUGGACUUUAUCAGCCACAAGACUGACUACAGUUUUCACAAACCCAAGGCCGAAUACAAACCACAGCCUGACUUUACCCUACACAAGCCGAAGGCUGAGUAUACCACAUAUAAGCCAAAUAUGGACUUCAGCAGCCACAAACCCAUCCCAGACUACAACACUCACAAAUCUACGCCAGAUUUUAGCCUUCAUAGACCAAAGCCUGACUGCAGCCCAUUUCGACAGGACUACAGCACUCACAAACCUAAAGCAGAAUACAGCCCAUUUAAACCAGACUUUGGCACUCAUCCGAAAACUAAACCAGACUACAGCCCCUUCAAACCAGAUUAUGGUACUCAUCCUAGGCAGAAAACUGACUUCAGCCCAUUCAAACGAGACUAUAGCACCCAGCCGAAACAGAAACAUGACUACAGCCCAUUGAAGUCAGACUACAACAUACAAUAUAAACCUAAAGCUGAAUACAGUCCAUUCAAGCCUGACUUUGGCACUCACCCAAGACCUAAACCUGACUACAGUCCAUUUAAGCCUGACUACAGCACUCAGCCUAAACCCAAAACAGACUACAAUGCCCAGAGAUCUAAAACAGACAUUACCUACAAACCCAAGGACCAUUACACCCCACAUAAGACUGCAACCGAUUACAGCGCCUUCAAGAGUGAAUUCAGCCCCCACAAAGUGGAUUACAGCGCCUUCAAGUCUGAUUUUAGUCCACACACUCAGAGACCUAAACUUGAUUACAGUCCACAUAAAAUGGACUACAGCCCCCAUAAGGUGGACUACAGCACUCUAAAGCCCAAAUAUAACACCUAUAAACCAACUGGCCAUGGGGCAAAAUGGACAGACAACAAUGUUGGGAACUCUUUGCCUCGAACCUUGCCCAGCACCAUCACAGCAAUGGCUGAGCCCUUUGUCAUAAAAACUCACACCAAGGAGAAGGUACAGGAGACUCAGAUUUAAAAAGGCCCCCCAAAAGGCUCUCACUCUUUUCCCUAGGCCCCUAGUUCCCGUCCACCCCACUUCCACUCCCCUCUUCGUCCUUUCCUCAUUAACAUCAUGCAAUAGAAUGCACAACGAAAAAAGGACAGGAACUACUUUUUUGUACAGAGUGCAAACUUUAAAAGACUGAUGAUUUCUUGUUGUACAUGCUUAUAAAUAAAUAUAUAUAUGGACAAACUGAAACUACCAUGGGUUGGUGAUAGAGAAACAUAUAUUAAAAAGAAAUUGAAACUAUUUUCUAACUUGUAACUUCUAUUUAAAACAAUGAGUUGUUUAAGAUGCUGUCUUGACUUUGACAAAUGAGGGUAGUAUUGUUUUAAAAGGGGCAUUCUGUGUGAUUUUUACACCGUGCUACAGAGAAUGCAGUGAUAAGAAAAAAUAUUUAUACAGAGAAGACUUUCUUUAACAAAAACCGAAAAAAGGUCAGUGUCGAUCUUUACAGGUUUAUCUUGUAAAAGCACCAAGAAUUUGUACUGUGCCAAAUGUUAUAAAUGCAAUAAAAAGGAUUUUUGGAAGAAAAAAGGAAAUAUUAGAGAGAGAUGUUUUUUUCCCCUUCUCUUCGUCUCCUGGCGUAUACUGUAACGAUCAGCCAAAUGCUUUAGACACUGCAGUAAGACGCUGCAGCUAUACUUUAACCCUAAGUGUGCUGAAUGACUCAGGCAGAAUGAAUCACGGUGCAAAAGUGGAUGGGGCUUUUUUAAAAAUCUCUCCUCACCUUCUAUUAUAUUCUUUACAUGUAACAGAAGAGUUCGCUCAGUUUUCAUCUUAUACCACCAGAUUGUCAUGGUGUUUCAUCAAUGUGGGGCUGAUCAAAGGCACAAAUUUAAUCCAAUUUCUUCGAAUGCCUAAAGAUGUUAAAAAAUGAAGCCAUGGUAUAUCCACAGAAAACUAUAGCAGCGUUAUCAUAACCAUGUAAUGACACUUGAUAUGCUCAUUAUAUAUGGCUUUUCAAGGAUGCAAGCUAACUGUGUUAUCCAACUCAUUUUCUACAUUACAAACUGGUAUUAUUCAUUACGUAUCUAAUGAGUGAAAAAGGUGAUACAUUCAGGUGAAAUAUUGGUUGGAUGUUUACAUUGUCUUGCACUUUGCCAAAAAAUAUAGAUCCUCAUUUCGCUUUUCAUUACAUUUCCAGCUGUUGGGCCUUCAUCAAUCAGUAUGAGGGCUUUCUAUGGUGACAAAUGCAUUCGGGUCUUGCUAUUAACAGUGCAUUCUUCAUUUUCAACAGUAUCACCCCUCUCAAUCAUAAUAUAGCCUCACAUCUCUGACUAACAAAGAAAGAUAACAUACAAAAGUGCAUAUAGAAGACCUCACCUGUAGUAUUACACAGUGGAGCCAGGCUGUUUUUGCAGAACACAGUUUGUAAGACUGAAGACCAACUGGUGCUAUCGUCAUUAUUUCUUCUGUAAGGGUUUCUCUCCUUUUCUCUAUAAUAUGGGGACAGUGUCUCAAGCUCGAUUCAUUUAAAUGAUAAAAAGAAAGAGAAAAAGGUGUUGUGAAUUACCCUGGGAGCACAUUUUAGUGAAGAACGCAAUAACAUGCUUCAAGUGGGCAACAUGUGGGUGAGAGCUGACAAAGAGAAUACUACAAAAGAACUCAUGGCAAUGACUGAAAGCUAUGUCGACUACAAUCAUCACAAUGAGCACUACCUUUUCAUUAGCCUUGAGAAAGCCAACAACUAUAAAGCUAACCGAAAAUACACAAUACUUAGCCUGAGAUGCAAGACAUGAUCAGAUCCACUGUUACAGGCGUGUGAAGGCAAACAAAGCUUUUGCCUGGUAGUGCAGUUGACAAGACCAGUUUACAUAACCAGUAAGAAGUGUAGGGAGAGUACCUGAGAGGGCCAUGAGAGAAAUAUCUGAAUUUGUCUCUCCAGCACUGUAACAUUUCAACAUCUGAGGGAGACGAAGUAGGAAGACAGAGGUUGACAUGGUGCGUCACAAAACGAGUGUAGUAGUUAGCUGAGAAAUCGUGAUGUGCUCAACCUGCCGUAGGGGCCGACAGAAGAAGACAGUGACGUACUUGUAAGGGUGAAAGUCCGGCUCUGAGAAAUUAGGAAAUUACAAAAAGAGGAAGAAGUAAGAUAGAAUAAGAAAUGGGGGUUAAAGGACUGCUGGGGAGGGAGAGUGAGCAUACUGUGAAAGUGAUUCACUUUGUAUUUUUUAAAUUUAGUUUUGGAGGCUGUCUUUUGCUUGGAAACAACUAAUUUUGGGAUAGUAAGAAAGCAUUUGUUGACAAAAUAUGAGUUAAAUUCCUUCUAUUGUUCUACAUUAGAUCUGAGAGGGAUAUAAUGACCACAAUGAGAGAAAAUUCUACAAGAGAAAAAAAGGAAAGCAUAAAAUGUCUUUUUUAAAAAAAAUCUUUAGAGGCAGCACAUUGGAUUGUGUGCAAUCUUAGCACCAAGGACAUCUAAGGUGGAAAGGGCCAAACAAACAUAGUAGAACAAUGUAAAAUGUUUUAUUCUACCUACACACAAUAGCAAACGAUUAUUUAUGCCCAGAUGUAGGUGGUGUUGCAUAUAAAGCUUGUCAUUAUUGGAGGAAAAAAACUGCAUUUUUCUACCCUUGAACAAAUCUAAUUAGGGUAAAAAUAACCUACUGCAGUUUACCCAGGGCUGUCAAAGCUGGCCACUUAGGCAAAAAUCAGAUGCGAUCAAAUCAACCGCAGCUCUCGCCAGGCUUCCUUCUUGCAAAAUCUAUUUAUGACAUGCAUUUUAAAUAUUGACCAUUUUCUACAGGUGCAAGAAUGAGCUUCAUGCAACCCUGUAUUCAUCCAUAUAUGUCUGUUUCUUGUAACAGUAAUGAUUUUUUGUUGUGUGCUGGGCUACAUCAGACAAGGAAGAUAGAAAGAACGAGUGCUCAAUAGUGCAGAAAUAAAAUGUGAACAUCAGAAAAAAGAGAAAGAUGAUGAACUUAAACCUUAUAGCUGGCACGACUAUUACAUACUGCACUGCCAUUGUCACUGCUCUCACUCAUACCACAUGCAGCAUGCCUUUAUCUCCCCACUUCCCUUUGUGUACUUGUAAUUUUUCUGAUAACAUGGCUGUGCAAAGCCGGACAACGGUCUCAAGAUUGUCUCUAAUGUGAUACAUGUGAGAGAAAUGUGAAAACAAGUAGGUAUCAGAAUGGUGUUUCGAAAUAGUGUCAGUUGGUUAGAUACAUUGUGACUGUCUGAAACGAUGUUAGCACCAUAUCAGGCAUCAGUCUGUCCACCGUCAGUUUGCCGGUACGACAUUGCACUUUCAUAUGCCUCUGUGAUAUAGCAGCAUGCCAUACCAUCAUGUUCAGUAUUCAAGUAUGUUGUGCUAUGUGGUGACAUAUUAAGCUGCACUGUGCUAUACAAGCCUCUGUCGUACUAUUCGGUCAAAAUUGCUACAGGGUCAUCAAUCAGCCAAUCAGCUAGCCAUCCACUAAAGGGCCCGUCUCCAUGGGAAACACUUUUCUCCAUUCCUUCCUCCUCCACAUCAUGUUUUUUUUUUUUCUGUCUGUGUGCUUCAUUAGCAAUCAUGAAGCCAUUUGAAAGAGGAAGCAAGGCAAGAUGAACCUAUUUAACUACAGCUCACAGAGCCUAGGGAGGGAAGAAAGGGGAUGGGAGAUUGGAGUUAGAGGACGAAGAAGAAAAAGUGGUAUAGAAAUUGAGAUAUUGGAAAGAAAAUUUAAGUGGGGUGGAAAGCAUGACAGAUUACUAGAAAGAAGUUAUUAGGGAGCAAGCACAAGCGAGAAAUUUGGUCCUAACAGAAAGCAGUCUGGGUUAGAAAAGGGAGCAGAUGUAGGAGGCAAAGAGCAAUGAAAAAAACUAAACAAAACAAGGCAUGCAUGGAGAAAUGA
Messenger RNA from Amphiprion ocellaris (clown anemonefish), 8551 nucleotides. It is a transcript of the gene lrrc4.1, whose product is annotated as leucine rich repeat containing 4.1. NCBI's taxonomy places the organism in Eukaryota, Metazoa, Chordata, Actinopteri, Pomacentridae. Gene Ontology annotation, cellular component: plasma membrane; postsynaptic density membrane; glutamatergic synapse. Gene Ontology annotation, molecular function: protein binding. Bases 1824 to 4688 code for a protein of 954 amino acids. Gene Ontology annotation, biological process: excitatory synapse assembly; modulation of chemical synaptic transmission; postsynaptic density protein 95 clustering. The record is from RefSeq and is a predicted model, not a curated record. The transcript has a single exon.